Messenger RNA from Dothidotthia symphoricarpi CBS 119687, 790 nucleotides. RefSeq lists its product as uncharacterized. The transcript has a single exon. Bases 45 to 650 code for a protein of 201 amino acids. The record is from RefSeq and is a predicted model, not a curated record. Gene Ontology annotation, molecular function: acyltransferase activity, transferring groups other than amino-acyl groups. Lineage: Eukaryota; Fungi; Ascomycota; Dothideomycetes; Pleosporales; Dothidotthiaceae.
ACGUCUCAUACACCAAGUUUUUGAACACAUCCAAACGUCCAACAAUGCCUGACCUCAACCUCUGUAUCAGCACUCCACGCUUGAAUGUUCACUUUUUCGAUCCAUCCAAUGACGCGCACUGCGACUUCGUCCUCGAGCUUCUCGACAGGCCAGACCCGCAAGUGCCAGAUGCGGCUAUGGACCGGGAGGGUGCACGUGCAAUCCUAAAAAACGAUCUGGAAAAGGUGUCAAAGACAGGUUACGGUCGCUAUGCUAUUUCACUCAAGCCCUCCAUCGCCUCCGGUGACCAAAACCUCGAUUGUUCUCACGACGGUGUGCUCGUUGGUCUUGUCUCUAUGCAGCUCAAUCGAUUUCCCGGUGCGCCGAACAUCCCGGAUAUAGGAUUCGGCCUUCUCAACAGAAACUACGGCAAGGGCUAUGCGACGGAAGCAGCGCAGGGUUUACUGAAGUAUUUCGAGGAAGAGAGAGGACAAACUGAGUUUGCAGGGUACUGCCAACUCGAGAAUUUGAAAUCGAAUAAUGUAUUCCGCAGAUUGGGGUUUGAAGAACGAGGAGUUAGGGAAGUAGGUGGAAUAGUCACUGAGACGAAACUCGAGGUAGUUGUGUGGACCAAAAAUCUUGAAAGGCAAUUGGAUGAGUACGGAUUUUGAGGGGGUCGAGAGCGCGUCAGAAAGUAUGCUUGUCAAGACGAGUUCUAAUAGAGAAAUUGAUUUAUUACCAGCUCGAUCCAAUCAAACAUGUGUCUGUGUUGCUGUCGGCUCUGCACGCCAAUAUGCAAAUACUUCUACUG